AGAAAUUUAAUUAUACGGGGCAAAUGACAUCAGAAAUCUAUCUUCUUAUCCUAUAUCUCCUUUCACUGAAAGCACUUACUUCAAACUAUGGCUACUCUUGUUGGAGGAACAACCUCUUCUAUACUAGCAAUUCUUGCUUCUAAAUCCAUCUCCUCUCACCCCUCCAUCGUUUUCCUCUCCCAUCCUUCCUCAGGCAUAUUUUAUAAUGCCCAUUUCUUUGGGGUUUCUCCAACUUUAUUCCUGUUUUUGUCUGUAUUGUUUAUAUUUUUGUACUGAUUGCAGGUUUUAGCGCGGGGAAGAAGUUUUAUGGAGGGACAGUACUUCCAGUAAACAAAGGGAGAUCUCCAUUCCAUUUUUCAGUUUCGAAUGUUGCCACUGAAGCUACCCCUGCUCAACAUCGGGCUCAAAAGCUUGCAGCUAAUGAUAGCAGGCCGGUGUAUCCCUUUUCUGCAAUAGUAGGACAAGAUGAGAUGAAAUUAUGUCUGUUGCUCAAUGUAGUUGAUCCAAAGAUUGGAGGAGUCAUGAUCAUGGGAGACAGGGGAACUGGGAAGUCCACAACGGUCCGAUCCUUGGUAGAUUUACUUCCUGAAAUCAAAGUGGUUUCAGGCGACCCAUUCAAUUCGGAUCCAGAUGAUCCAGAGGUGAUGAGUGUGGAAAUCCGGGAGAAAAUAUCAACAGGUGAAGAACUACCCGUGGUCCUGACCAAAAUCAACAUGGUUGACCUUCCAUUGGGUGCGACUGAGGAUCGGGUGUGUGGGACCAUCGACAUCGAAAAGGCUCUCACGGAGGGUGUGAAAGCAUUCGAGCCGGGCCUUCUGGCGAAAGCCAAUAGAGGGAUUCUUUAUGUUGAUGAGGUUAAUCUAUUGGAUGACCAUUUGGUGGAUGUUCUAUUGGACUCUGCUGCCUCUGGAUGGAACACGGUCGAAAGAGAGGGAAUUUCAAUAUCACAUCCGGCUCGGUUCAUUCUCAUUGGGUCUGGGAACCCGGAGGAAGGGGAGCUAAGGCCACAGCUUCUUGACCGGUUUGGGAUGCACGCACAGGUGGGGACCGUCAGGGACGCUGAGCUGAGAGUGAAGAUUGUAGAGGAGCGGGGACGCUUCGAUCAAAACCCUAAGGAAUUUCGGGAGUCUUACAAAGAAGAACAAGAGAAGCUCCGGAACCAGAUUGAUUCGGCUAGGCGUGCCCUUUCUUCAGUCACACUUGAUCACAAUCUUCGGGUCAAGAUCUCAAAAGUAUGUGCUGAGCUGAAUGUUGAUGGGCUAAGGGGUGAUAUAGUCACAAACCGGGCUGCAAGGGCGUUGGCUGCCCUAAAAGGAAGGGGUGAGGUGACUCCUGAGGAUAUUGCAACAGUGAUACCCAACUGUUUGAGACACCGUCUCCGGAAAGAUCCGUUGGAGUCGAUUGACUCUGGGCUGCUUGUCGUUGAGAAAUUUUAUGAGGUUUUUAGUUGAGAAAGGUUUGAAGAGAUAAACUCCCAUUCAAGUUGCAGUCGUGUUGUUGAAUUUAGGUGUCCUUGUUGAAGUUAUAUUUGAUUUAGUGAUCUCUAUGUAUGAGGUAAACCAAUACUUUCUUCCUUUGAUUAAUGACAUUCUGUUCAAUCUUACAUGAGAUAUCAAAGGUGUACCCGCUCUUGUAAUCUGAAAUUCUGAGAGUAAUGCAUUGACCAUAUUCACCUAGUGAUGCACCGAUGCAGUUCUCAUCAUUUUUGCUAUCAUUUAAUGAAUAAAGCAGUCAUUUUAUUUAAAAA
Messenger RNA from Cuscuta epithymum, 1747 nucleotides. The record is from the annotation of a GenBank genome assembly. NCBI's taxonomy places the organism in Eukaryota, Viridiplantae, Streptophyta, Magnoliopsida, Solanales, Convolvulaceae.